Messenger RNA from Monascus purpureus, 639 nucleotides. NCBI's taxonomy places the organism in Eukaryota, Fungi, Ascomycota, Eurotiomycetes, Eurotiales, Aspergillaceae. The record is from the annotation of a GenBank genome assembly.
GACGUUCGACUCUGCUGAAGUGGGAUUCUCGUUUUUCCCUUUGAUCAAGCACGUUGGAUCCCCCCGAAUCAAGAUGCCCAGUUCGUGCAAGGAUAUCAGACAGGCAUUGGCGCAAUGCCUCCAGGAAUCCGACUGCAUCAUGGUCCAACGCCACACCCCCCGUGAAUGUCUAAGUUCUCCACUCCUCGAGGAACUGCCUACGAGAUGUCAACAGCUACGGAAAGGCUUCAGCGAGUGCAAGCGCGGGUUAAUCGAUAUGCGCAAACGCUUCCGCGGAAACCAACCCGUCUCGUUAGGGAAGGAGUUCGAUAAGGGUGAUCGUCACCAGCUCUAUGCGGGUAAAUCUGCUUUCCCGACUGUGAAGGAGACAAGCGGGAAUGAGGCCCAGAUGGAUCCGGAGAAGACGAGAGGCUUGUAAAUAAUGGAGGAUUCGAAGAAUGCUGGGCCUCCGAUGGCGUUGGUAUGCCCUGGUGGGCAUCUUGCCGCAGCUUGAAGCGUGUGCAGCAUCUCUUGUUCCCAGAUUACUGCUGGGUUGGAGUGGCGCUCUUCUGUGCACUGGAGUUUCUUUUCAGGAUGUUCGGUUUUCAUUUGCCAAAUACGAUAUGGAUUUACGUCAAUGUGUACGAUACUGAGUUGUGC